Paramuricea clavata is the source of this 324-nucleotide messenger RNA. The record is from the annotation of a GenBank genome assembly. NCBI's taxonomy places the organism in Eukaryota, Metazoa, Cnidaria, Anthozoa, Malacalcyonacea, Plexauridae.
GACUCAAAUGACAGAAGAAAUGUGGACAAUGAAAACUUACUAGUGGACACUGGAGCGACUAGUCACAUAAUUAAUGACAGUUCAAAAUUUAUAAAUUUUGACGAAAACUUUGAUUCUAGCACUCAUUUUAUGGAAUUAGCUGACGGUAGUAAAUGUAACGUUGUAUUAGGAAAAGGGAAUGCUAAAGUUAAGCUAUUUGAUGUAAAGGGAAAUAUGCAUGAUGUUAUGUUGUAUAACACGCUCUACAUUCCAUCCUAUAACCAAAAUAUCUUUUCAGUUUCAGCCGAAGUAGGUAGAGGAGGCUCAGUAAACUUGGGUAAACAG